Molecule: messenger RNA, 1549 nt
Organism: Dendrobium catenatum
Lineage: Eukaryota; Viridiplantae; Streptophyta; Magnoliopsida; Asparagales; Orchidaceae
Product: very-long-chain 3-oxoacyl-CoA reductase 1
Exons: 3
Coding region: 284-1252 (322 amino acids)
Cellular component (GO): endoplasmic reticulum
Molecular function (GO): ketoreductase activity
Source: RefSeq, a predicted model, not a curated record
AUUAUUUGCCCUCGUUUUUUUUAAAGCAACCACAAAUACAACGACACAUUUUAUGACGCCGCUGUGAACCGUUGAGCAAGCAAUAUAACAUAUCCCAAAUACGAAGCAAGCUGUGUAGCCUGUUUAGCUCAUCUACUCGAACCAACCGAAACGAAUUUCUUAAUUCACUUCCCUCCCCUUCUCGCAUUGCCGCUGCUAUAAAAUCCAACCCGGUGCCACCUCCUCUCAGCUCCCACAAGAUCACUUCCCAUGCUGGCCUUGCGAUAGCUUAUAUUGCCAAAAGAUGGAACUUUAUGAUUGCUUCGCCUCCACCUUGGAGCAGCCGGCCUGGAUCCUCGCCCUUUCCGCCCUCGGUCUCCUCUCUCUCCUUAAGGCCUCAAUCGCUGCCCUCCGCUGGAUCUUCGUUAGCUUCAUCCGCCCCGGCAAGAACCUCAAACGAUACGGCUCCUGGGCCAUCGUUACAGGCGCAACCGAUGGCAUUGGCCGCACCCUCGCCUUCCAGCUCGCCCACCGGGGCCUGGGCAUUGUCCUCGUCGGCCGCAGCCCAGAUAAGCUUUUCGACGUUUCCGCUGCUAUUCGGGAGAAGCACCCAAAUGCCCAGGUUGAGACCGUGCUCAUUGACUUCGCUAGUGAUCUUGUCGAGGGAGUCGCUAGGUUGAAGAAAGCCAUCGAGGGGAUGGAUGUCGGGAUCCUCGUUAACAACGCCGGGAUGUCGUACCCCUAUGCUAAGUACUUCCAUGAAGUCGAUGAGGAUCUGAUUAAAGAUUUGAUCAAAGUGAACGUAGAAGGGUUGACAAGGGUGACGCACGCCGUGCUGCCGGGGAUGGUCGAGAGGAAGAGAGGCGCUAUUUUGAAUAUUGGAUCGGGGGCAUCCACUGUUAUUCCAUCGGAUCCGCUAUAUGCCGUCUACGCUGCCAGUAAAGCAUAUGUUGAUCAAUUUUCAAAGUGCCUCUAUGUUGAGUACCAAGAUAAAGGAAUAGAUGUGCAAUGCCAAGUACCUUUAUACGUAGCAACAAAGAUGGCAUCUAUUAAGAGAUCUUCCUUCUUAGUGCCAUCAGCCAACACGUAUGCCCAAUCUGCCCUACAGUGGAUAGGCUAUGAACCUACAUGCACUCCAUACUGGCCUCAUUCCCUGAUUUGGACACUGAUCUCCAUGUUGCCUGUGGCUGUAGUCGAUAAAUGGCGCCUUGGUUUCUGCCUCCGCAUACGCAAGAGAGGAAUGCUAAAAGAAUUGGAAAAGAAAAAGCAGUAAGCUGUAGCUUUUCAAUAUCAGCCUUACCUUUUGUUUUGCUUCUUAAAUAACAACCCGGUGGGUUUAGAUUUGAGUGUCGGUCGGCUGCCAGUGAAGAUAGCUGUAGCUGCUUGACAGCAUUUUCUUCUGAUGUUCAUGACCUUUAAUCUGAAAUAUUUGGCUUUGAAGUAGUUUUGUUGAUGGUGUUCUGCUACUUUACUUUCAGCUUGGGUGGCAAGUUGUAUGUGUCUAUCUAAUUAUUCACAAGGCUUGUAUUAAGCUAUGAGUUCAACAAUAAAGAAUUUUCCUUUGAUCUUA